Molecule: messenger RNA, 5342 nt
Organism: Scylla paramamosain (green mud crab)
Lineage: Eukaryota; Metazoa; Arthropoda; Malacostraca; Decapoda; Portunidae
Product: contactin-5-like
Exons: 7
Coding region: 2390-3358 (322 amino acids)
Biological process (GO): synapse organization
Cellular component (GO): neuron projection membrane
Source: RefSeq, a predicted model, not a curated record
ACUUGCGUUGGAUCUCAGCCGCCGGUCCACCUCCAUGCCUCAGCCGCCGUCAGCCCGCCGCCGCCAGCCUCAGUGUGACUCGGGCAGUGGUGGAGGAAGGGUGUGCGCACUGCAUCCUUCGCCGCCGCGGUGGACACCUGUCAGGACCCGUCGAGAAACAUAGCAGUCUGAAAUAUUGAAAGCACACCCCUGGCUACCGAUUUCCGAGUCUUUGAUAAUUAAAUACCACUAUGCAGGAUUAGCACUAAGGCGCCGAGUGUGUGAGCGAGGGAGUGUGACCAUGUGGGAAUAGCAAUGACGUGAGGAGACAGGGGGAUAAUAAUACUAAUAGAGACAGACAGUGUUUCAAGAAAAGGGACACAGGUGAUACUACUACUAAUAACAAGGAAACUGUGAACAAAGGACAUGAUAAUACUAAUAAGAACAGUAUAUAAAAAGGACAGGAUGUGAAACUUGUAUUAAUAAAGGCACUGUGAAGAAAGAGACAUAAAUACUACCACUACUGUUACUGAUAAUGAGGACAAUGAAGGACAGUGCGAAGAAAGGGCAGAGGAUGAUACUUUUACAAAUGAGGAAAAUGUAGAGAAAGGAAAGGACAGAGAUGACAGUACUACUCAUAACAAGAAAGACAGAGUGAAGAAACGACUGGACAGAGAUCAUUCUACUGCUGAAGAAGGUUAAUUAAGUGAAAAGGAGAGGAAAAGAAAGGUUAAAGAUAAAGAAAAGGUAAAGAGGAGAAAGGAAAGGAGAGAAGUAAGAGACGAUAUAAUAAAGAGAAGAGGGAAAUGACAGUGAAAGGAGAAUAACACUUGAUAAUAAAUAAACAAGGUGUGUAAGUCAACAAAGAACAGGUAAGAGCACUGGAUAAUAGAAAGAUAAGAAAAAAGAUAACAGAAACAGCAGUAUUAAUAAACAAUAACAAUGAACAAAGAGACAGGAUUAUGAGAGGAGAGAAGAUAUAUAACAAAAACAAUAAUAAUAAACACUAAAAAUGAAAAGCUACAAAUUGAAGAAGUGAAGAGAGCGAGAGCGAGAGAGAGAGAGAGAGAGAGAGAGAGAGAGAGAGAGAGAGAGAGAGAGAGAGAGAGAGAGAGAGAGAGAGAGAGAGGAAAGUAAGUGAACCAACAAAAAAGAAAAAAAUGCAAUACUCAGAAAAGAAGGAAUAACCAACCACACACACACACACACACACACACACACACACACACACACACACACACACACACACACACACACACACACACACACACACAGACGAAUGAAGGCUGCAGGGACCCGGGCAAUCAGGACUCGACCCAGAGCACCUGACAGCCAUGUGUAAUAUUUGUCCGGCACUGCAGACACGCACACACACACACGUACACACACAGGCUCUGGUGCUGACGUGCUGAGCCAACAAGGGAACGUGCUGGCCCGGCGACAUGCCUCCACGGAACGGCGGAACACGACCGGAACGCUGAUUCACGAUUUGAUGUAAGAGAGGAACGGUAGGGACAGCUGGGACACACACUCAUACACACGCAUACCUACGUACAUACACUAUUUGCAUACACGUAUAUAUAAAGGGCAAGAAGAAAGUUAGGUAGGAUAAGAAAACGUGCGAGAGAGAGAGAGAGAGAGAGAGAGAGAGAGAGAGAGAGAGAGAGAGAGAGAGAGAGAGAGAGAGAGAGAGAGAGAGAGAGAGAGAGAGAGACGGGGCUGUUCCGUGUGAGUGAGCUGGACAUGAGGCUCAAAUAGCUGGGCGUGUGGGAGUGUGUUGAAGGAGUUCUGGAAAACCUUUACCCGGACAGAACAUUUUAGCAGAACAGUUACAGACGCAGGACCUCGGAACAGGCUUUAAAGAGGCACGUUAGCACCACGCACGCACGGACGUACACACUGACACACACACACACACACACACACACACACACACACACACACACAAACACACAAACACACCUAAACAUACACACAACUUUUUUUACAUAGUUUAUCAGGAAACAGUACAUUUAUAGAAAAUAAUUACUAGACAUGUAAACAGAAUGACAUUAUAAUACCAAAAGUUGACAACAACAACAACAACAACAAACAACUGUGACAACAACAACCUUGUCACCAAAAACACACACAAAAAAAUUCCUCCUGGUAACAAGAAUACCAACAACAAAUAUCUAAGAAAAAAGAAAAAGAAAAAAAAAACACUAAACCCCCCAAAAAGACAAAAUAAAAGAGAGAAAAGGCAAAGAAAACGACAACUCGAGAACGAAACAGAAAACGGAGGCGAAAGAGGAGGACCUUACACCGCGGCCACACACGCACCAGAGGGCCCCGCGGAACACCUGUCCUGCGGUACUUGGACGGCGCGGAGACCAGGGGCACUACCACUACCAGCACCGCCACCACCACCAUGGCUCCGACAUUAUGGCACGCCGCACUCUGGCUCCUGCUUGUGACGCUGCAGGGCCCGACUGGAGGUGAGCCCCACCCUCCGCCCACCACCGCGCCCACGCCCUCGCACUGCCGCGGCUGUCCCUACUUCCUCAACACGCCCACGCACAUCGUGACUGCGGUGGGCGCCGACGUGAACCUGACCUGCGGGGUGAGGAUGCUGGGCGACAGACAGGUAUCAUGGAUCAGGAAGCGGGACCUGCACGUGCUCACCACCAACACCUUCACCUACACCACGGAGUCGAGAUUCAGCGCCGUGCACGUGAACAACUCCCCGUACUGGGUGCUGAGCGUCACACAGGCUGAACUCAACGACUCGGGCGUGUACGAGUGUCAGGUCGCGGCGCAGCCCAAGAUAUUCAAGCAGUUCCAGCUGGAUGUCGUGGUGCCCAAGGCCACCAUCCUGGGCUCGGGGGACGUGUUCAUGAAGGCUGGCAGUGACCUGAACGUGACCUGCAGAAUCACGGGAGCCACGGAACAGGCCGCGCCCGUGACCUGGUACCACACCAACCCAACCACCCGCAGCAGCAACAACGUAGUGCAGGAGCUGAACUCUGGGAACCGCGGGGGUGUGCAGCUGGUGACGGACAGACGGGCGGGCACCAGCUGGCUCCUAGUGACUCAGGCGACAUGGAGGGACGCUGGGAACUACACGUGUGCGCCGGACCACGCCACUCCGGCCUCUGUGGUGGUGCAUGUGUUGGACGAGGAGUCCCCGGCAGCCAUGCAACCACACCUUCAGGCGGGCAGCUCCCCUUCCCCUUCCCCGUCAUCCACCUCGUCGUCCUCGUCCUCCUCGCCCUCAUCAGUUCAAGUCCUCGCCCUCAGCCUGGCGUGCUUAUUAAGACUUUACCUGGCCUCUAUACACGGCCGGGACAGGUGUGAGGCAGCGGGCUUGUCUCCAAAUGCAGCUGUUGUGAUUAUUUGAGACUUGGCUUAACGCAGGUGGUGCUUUUGUCGCAUUCAUUGUGUGAGUUUUACCUUUCCUACAUGCCCUGUGAUGCUAGUGAUGGUGUCGGUGAUGCUAGUGGUGUUUGUGGUGUUGGAAAUGGUGACAGUGGCGAUCAUAUUGGAAAAGGUAUGAUGCUACUCUUAAUACCAGUGGUGUUUUAAGAAUGGUGAUGUACGGAUAGUGAUUGUUGUGGGUGGUGUUGUGAUGGUUGUGAUGAUGUGUGGAAAAGGGUAUAGUUUUUUUAGUCAUGAUGAUGGUGACACUAUGUUAAUGGUGAUGAUGGUUGUGAUGAUGAUGAUGAUGAUGAUGAUGGUGACACGGGUGAUGAUCGCAAGGACAACGACAACGAACAACUUAGGGAAUAGAGCUAAUAGUGAUGACGAUAAUGAUAAGUUGGGAAACGUGAAAAAAAAUCCAGGUAAAGAUAAUGAUGAUGAUGGUGAUGAGGGUGAUAAUGAAGAUGAAAUGACCAAAAAACACACAAAAAAUGUUUGCUAAAUAGAAAUGAUAGAAAAGAAGACAUUUCACGCAAACAGAGAGGAAAAGUGGAACGAAAAAAAAAAAAAGAAAGAAAGAUAACAGAAAGAAAAACAAAAACAAAAACAGGUACUAUAUUAUGCAAAUGACUAUGAGUGAAUGAAACAAAUGAACGAAAUAAAUGAAAAGACAUCGUACGAAGAUAAGUGACGUUUUUAAUUACUCCUGUAGUGGCUAUUUUCGUAUUUAUUUCGUAAUUUCUAGCUUUUUUUUUUAUUUCCACUCAUACCUACGUACUGUUUCCCAUUCCUCCCAGCGUCAGAUACAAGCAGUGUCCGCCGCGUGUCCGAACAGGUGCUAAAAACUUAAACUUACUGGUUCAAAACACUGAACAAAUCGUGACUGAAAACUGAACGUAACUAAAUGGGGAGUUUACUUCAUAGAGAGAGAGAGAGAGAAAAAAAAUAAAAUAAAUAAAUAAAUAAAGUGAAAUUCCAAUGCAGUUUUACGUAACGUCCGAAACACUUUAUUCUAUUGAUAAUGAUGAUGAUAAUGAUAAUAAUAAUAAUAAUAAUAAUAAUAAUAAUAAUAAUAAUAAUAAUAAUAAUAAUAAUAAUAAUAAUACAACUCACCUCGAGAAUCAUAUGAGAAACAAAAACUCCAAUAUAAGAAAGGAAGAUAAAAAUACCGAGAGAAUAUAUUGUUUUAGGUAUUCUUAUUUUCACUCAUAUUAUUCUCAGUGAGAGGAAAGAGAAAAAUAAUCAUAAAAGCAAUAAUAGUCAUAUCCAAUCUCUCUCUAUGGCAUCACGUGUCCAUUACGGGAAAGAGGAAACAAAGGAAAAAAGGGAAAUACACAUAUACAGAGAGUGAUAGAAAGGGAGAGCAAGAGUGAGAGAGACACAGAACAAAAAUGUAUCUGGAUUUCGUCAAAUUUAUCUUUUUAAUGUUUCAAAUAUAUUUCUUUUUAAUGUUAACACUUUAGAUUUCCUUCAGUUUUCCUUCCUCUGUCUCUCUCUCUCUCUCUCUCUCUCUCUCUCUCUCUCUCUCUCUCUCUCUCUCUCUCUCUCUCUCUCUCUCUCUCUCUCUCUCUCUCUCUCUCUCUCUCUCCCCGCUUCCUCUCCUUCAUAUUCCUGUAAUGUUUCCUAAUUGCGUUAACAUGCAAGGAAAACAACACUGGUAAUUACUACCAAUAUUACACCUCACAUGCUUAUUAUUAUUAUUAUUAUUAUUAUUAUUAUUAUUAUUAUUAUUAUUAUUAUUAUUAUUAUUAUUAUUAUUAUCAUCAUGAUUAUUAAUGUUACUAUCAUUAUUACUGAUGCAACUCUUUGUUCUUUCCCUUCUCAAUUUUUUUCUAUCUCUUCAUCCCUCCUGCCUUCCUUCUUUCCUUUCCCACCUUUGUUUAUACAGACCCUCUCUCUUUGUAACCGAGGAAUACAACAGCAACUAUUACUAAUGCUAUGCUACAUAUAUGUGUCACUUUCUA